Ailuropoda melanoleuca (giant panda) is the source of this 2132-nucleotide messenger RNA. It is a transcript of the gene ALG8, whose product is annotated as ALG8 alpha-1,3-glucosyltransferase. Gene Ontology annotation, molecular function: dolichyl pyrophosphate Glc1Man9GlcNAc2 alpha-1,3-glucosyltransferase activity. The coding region runs from base 596 to 2110 and encodes 504 amino acids. The transcript has 13 exons. Gene Ontology annotation, biological process: dolichol-linked oligosaccharide biosynthetic process; protein N-linked glycosylation. NCBI's taxonomy places the organism in Eukaryota, Metazoa, Chordata, Mammalia, Carnivora, Ursidae. Gene Ontology annotation, cellular component: endoplasmic reticulum membrane. The record is from RefSeq and is a predicted model, not a curated record.
GACCCGCACCGCGGGUGGUCAAAGCGGGAAUGAGAAGCGUGGAUGCCCGUGGGUGGGAGGAGGAAAGGGAACCUGGAAGUCGUGUGGUCUCCGCUGUGCUUCCCCCUCCGCCGAUUGAUUGUUACUUGACGUGAGAACUAGAUCAUAGCCCUGAAUAGCUGGCUUCAGGCUUGGCGCUGUCUGACUUUGGUGUUUCUAAGCCUUGGGUCCUCAUUCUUAGUGUGCAGGUUAAGAACACCCACCUUCAUCAUUCAGCGGUAUUUAUCAGUUGCCAUCUGGCAAGGCACUAAGUCUUGGAGGUGCAGUAGUGAGGAAGACAUUUCCUGUUCUUGCCCUCGAUAGAUUCGUGAGGGCAGAUAGACAAAAACGAUAGUUUCAGAUUGUGAUAGUAUCUAUGAGGGAAAUAGAGUGACUACGGGUCAAGACUUUACUCUUUUAGGAGGUGAUGUUUAAGUUAAAAUUUGAAGGAUGAAAGAGAAUAAGCAAUGUAAAAAGCAGUUCAGGCAUAGAAAAGAAAAAGUGUGAAGGCCCUGUGGUAGGAAAGAACUCAGAGCAUUCUGGGAACAGAAAGUGGCCAUUGUGGCUGAAGAGCAUUAUGGGAGGAGGAGAGUGGCACAGGAUGAGCCAUUCCACAGAUUUUGAAGUACACCGAAACUGGCUUGCUAUCACUCACAGUUUGCCAAUAUCACAAUGGUAUUAUGAGGCAACUUCAGAGUGGACCUUGGAUUACCCCCCUUUUUUUGCGUGGUUUGAGUAUGCCCUGUCACAUGUUGCCAAAUAUUUUGAUCAAGAGAUGCUGAAUGUCCAUAAUCUGAAUUACUCCAGCUCAAGGACCUUGCUUUUCCAGAGAUUUUCUGUCAUUUUUACAGAUGCACUCUUUGUGUAUGCUGUCCACGAGUGUUGUAAAUGCGUUGAUGGGAAAAAAGCAGGUAAAGAACUUACAGAGAAGCCAAAAUUUAUCCUAUCAGUGUUACUACUGUGGAACUUCGGGUUGCUAAUUGUGGACCAUAUUCAUUUCCAGUACAAUGGUUUUUUAUUUGGACUAAUGCUACUCUCCAUUGCACGAUUAUUUCAGAAAAGGCAUAUGGAAGGAGCAUUUCUCUUUGCUGUUCUUCUGCACUUCAAGCACAUCUACCUCUACGUAGCUCCAGCUUAUGGUGUAUACCUGCUACGGUCUUACUGUUUCACUGCAAAUAAACCAGAUGGGUCCAUCCGAUGGAACAGUUUCAGCUUUGUCCGUCUUACUUCCCUGGGACUGAUAGUUUUCCUAGUUUCCGCUCUUUCAUUGGGUCCUUUCCUAGCCUUGAACCAGCUGCCUCAAGUCUUGUCCCGACUCUUCCCUUUCAAGAGGGGCCUCUGCCAUGCAUAUUGGGCUCCAAACUUCUGGGCUUUGUACAAUGCUUUGGACAAAGUGCUCUCCGUCAUUGGUUUGGAAUUGAAACUUCUUGAUCCCAACAAAAUUCCCAAGGCCUCGAUGACAAGUGGUUUGGUUCAGCAGUUCCAACACACAGUCCUUCCUUCAGUGACUCCCUUGGCCACCCUGAUCUGCACUCUGAUGGCCAUAUUGCCCUCUGUUUUCUGUCUUUGGUUUAAACCUCAAGGGCCUAGAGGCUUUCUCCGGUGUCUGAUUCUUUGUGCCUUGAGCUCCUUCCUGUUUGGGUGGCAUGUCCAUGAAAAAGCCAUACUCCUCGCAGUUCUCCCAAUGAGCCUUCUGUCUGUGGGAAAAGCAGGAGAUGCUUCCAUUUUUCUGAUUCUGACCACAACAGGACAUUAUUCCCUCUUCCCUCUGCUCUUCACUGCACCAGAACUUCCCAUUAAAAUCUUACUCAUGUUACUGUUUACCAUCUAUAGUAUUUCCUCGCUGAAGACUCUAUUCAGAAAAGAAAAGCCUCUUUUUAAUUGGAUGGAAACUUUCUACCUCCUUGGCCUGGGGCCUCUGGAAGUCUUCUGUGAAUUUGUAUUCCCUUUCACCUCCUGGAAGCUGAAGUACCCCUUUAUCCCUUUGUUACUGACCUCAGUGUAUUGUGCGGUGGGCAUCACAUAUGCGUGGUUCAAACUGUAUGUUUCAGUAUUGACUGACCCUCCUGUCGGCAAGACAAAGAAACAAUGAAUAAAGGAACUGCUUGGAUGUA